UGAGACAAGUAAUUAACCUCGUUAUCUUUGGCCUCAGCAGUCGUGCAAAAACACUUGUUUGGACUGAACCCCCUCUGGCGCGAAGAAGAGUCUCUUUCCAAACAGGUAGCACAUGAGAACAUAGCUGUACAGAUUAAAAGACCUUCACUUAUUAUUAUUAUGCUCAUUAAAUUGAUAGAAAAAUUGUAUUCAAAGUGUUAUCAACAGCUUUUUAUGUACUUCGGCUGUGUCUAAAUGCAUUGAAGGUGGGCUUUUUGGCAAUCUUAACACUUCUGAAUGCUCCUAAUUCAGUGUGAUGCCUCCAGUCUAGGCCAAAGCAAAGCCUUUACAUAACCAGAAACCACAGCUAAGCCGCUAAGAAGACCGAUCCGAUGUUUACUUCUAGGAAGGUGAACACACAUGAGGACAGAGCUCCUCAACUUUAAGGUUUUGAUCUCUUAAGACAAACCAGGUAAGCUGUUAAAAUGUACAUGAAAUUGCCCCCAAAAAAACUGUUGUGCAUCACAGUUUUAGUUUGCAAGCAGCAAUGCAAGGGAUAUUUUUGGAAACAUUACAUUGUAUUAACUACAUAAACUAUUGUGACUCCAUUAAUAAUAUAUUUAAUCUGUUGCUAAGAUGCUUUCCCUGGUCUGAGCUUGUGGUCUGAACUGUUUGCUGCUGAAGUUUCAUUACAAAACUACAAUAAUUCAAAUAAAUACAAAUGAAGAUCAAGUGUAAUCUGAAAAUAUAUAACAAGAAACAUUGAACAUAUUUAAACCGUCCGAGAUCUUGCCAUACCCUUUAUAUAAAGACGUCUAUCCUUUAAAUAAUUCUGGGUUCAUUAGAUCAUUGUAGUCAAUAUUGUCAAGUAUUUGUUAUAUUGGAUUGAUAUUGAAGCUGUCGGCACCGAUGUGAUGAGGUACUUUGAUUUGUCAAUCCCUUAAUAUAAUGAUUUAAUAACUUGAUUAGCCAAAAUAGAGACUCUGCCACAUUAAUUUUUGACAUGCUAUACUGAUUUUUAUUUUAUAAAAUGUGCAAUAUAAUAUAAACAUUGAGCUGUCUUUUACACUUCAAUAUUUUAGUCCUCCUUAGUUGCAGCACAGCUUAUUUAAGCAGGCUGACUGCAUUAGAAUGAAGUCUUUUUCACAGCAGGCACUUAAACAUGUCAGAAAAUCACAGGUGUGAUUAAUAUUUGUUAACGACUGCGAUCCAUUUAGCUGCUUCUGGUAUUGUGCAUACUAAGGUCUUGACCUUUUGGGACACUUUUUCAAUCAUUUUAUCAACUGGGAACCAUCGCAAUGUAAUCACUGAUUACUUACUACAAAAUUGAAGGAGGGAGGCAUCUCGCCAACUACCUGGCAACCUACAAGGCUGUGCUGGACCUCUAAAGACUGAAGAUUCCUGUUGAUAUCCUGACAUGAAGCUCAAUUUACUUGGCACCACCGUGAUUCUGCUAGUUGCCUUCUUACCGCUCCACGAAUGUCGGGCUGUUGAGAGUCCCGGCGGUGCCCAAACCCAACACUCCCAGUCCCAACACUCCCAGUCCCAGUCCCAGCAGCAGUCUGGUCCCAUCCUGGAGCGGCUCGGAGAGGAGUAUUUCAUCCGACUGGGCAACGGGGACUCUGACUCUUUCCCAUCCUCGUCCAUGUAUCCCGGAGGAUCACCUGCCAUCUACAACAGAGCAUUGCAACUCCAGCUGACACGGCGUCUUUUGCAAGGGAAAGUUGGGACCAUCAGGUACCGCGGGGAUGAGUCGGUGGAUCGGGGGAGGAGGUCCGAGGACCCGCCGAUAUCUCUGGAUCUGACCUUCCACCUGCUGAGGGAGAUGAUGGAGAUGUCCAAGGCGGAGCAGAUGGCUCAGCAAGCUCAGAAUAACAGAAGAAUGAUGGAGCUCUUCGGGAAAUGA
This is a messenger RNA of Anoplopoma fimbria (sablefish), 1885 nucleotides long. RefSeq names its product corticotropin releasing hormone b (gene crhb). The record is from RefSeq and is a predicted model, not a curated record. NCBI's taxonomy places the organism in Eukaryota, Metazoa, Chordata, Actinopteri, Perciformes, Anoplopomatidae. The transcript has 3 exons. Gene Ontology annotation, cellular component: extracellular region. The coding region runs from base 1397 to 1885 and encodes 162 amino acids. Gene Ontology annotation, molecular function: hormone activity.